AUUGGGGAUUGGUGCGUCUGUCUGUGUACCUGAGAGUGAACUAUAUAUUGAUUUGGAGAGUGUGAGUGAAAUUAUCGUUCCCUGAUCUAGUUUUGUCAUUUCUUAAUACAAUGCGGAAGCCAGUUCGAAAAUGAGAUUGACACCGACAUGGAGAUAUAGAGAGGAUUAAUCUAGUCUGAAAGAGGCCCCUUUGACUGUUUGCGAUUGCGAUGGCCCCUGACAAUGUUUUGAAUAUUGCUUUUGGAUUAUGUAUAUUUCUGUUCCUGUUUUCUGCAGUAACAGCACAAGAUACAGACAAUUGUCAAGACGACCCAUGUAACAAUAAUGGAACGUGCAACGAUUUAGUUUAUGACUAUGAAUGUACAUGUGCAGAUGGUUGGACCGACAGAAACUGUACUACAGAUAUCGACGAUUGUGCAGGAGUAUCUUGUAACUUUGUUGGAAUCUGCCAGGACAUGGUCAAUGGUUUUACCUGUGAUUGUAUAACUGGAUUCACUGGCACCGUCUGCGAAACAAAUAUAGAUGAAUGUACACACAACCUCUGUCAACAUGGUUCUACGUGUCAUGACGGGAUUGGUGGAUAUUCUUGCUCAUGCGCACCAGGCUACACCGGAAAGGAGUGCGAAGAAGACAUCAAUGAAUGCGGCAUUAACCCUUGUCAAAAUGGUGGCAUUUGCACAGAUGAAAUCAAUGGAUAUCGAUGUGAAUGCCUCAGUGGCUUUACCGGAUCUAAUUGUCAAUCAAAUAUAGACGAAUGUGCUCAGAAUCCUUGUUUUAAUGGAGCUACGUGUACGGAUGGGAUUGGAGGAUUCACUUGCUCGUGCGCACCAGGAUUUACAGGAAUAACAUGUGCAGUAGACAUCAAUGAAUGCAGCAUUAACCCUUGUCAAAAUGGUGGCAUUUGCACAGAUGAAAUCAAUGGAUAUCGAUGUGACUGCCUCAGUGGCUUUACCGGAUCUAAUUGUCUAUCAAAUAUAGACGAAUGCGCUCAGAAUCCUUGUUUUAAUGGAGCUACGUGUACGGAUGGGAUUGGAGGAUUCACUUGCUCGUGCGCACCAGGAUUUACAGGAAUAACAUGUGCAGUAGAUAUCAAUGAAUGCGGCAUUAACCCUUGUCAAAAUGGUGGUAUUUGCACAGAUGAAAUCAAUGGAUAUCGAUGUGACUGCCUCAGUGGCUUUACCGGAUCUAAUUGUCUAUCAAAUAUAGACGAAUGUGCUCAGAAUCCUUGUUUUAAUGGAGCUACGUGUACGGAUGGGAUUGGAGGAUUCACUUGCUCGUGUGCACCAGGAUUUACAGGAAUAACAUGUGCAGUAGACAUCAAUGAAUGCGGCAUUAACCCUUGUCAAAAUGGUGGCAUUUGCACAGAUGAAAUCAAUGGAUAUCGAUGUGACUGCCUCAGUGGCUUUACCGGAUCUAAUUGUCUAUCAAAUAUAGACGAAUGUGCUCAGAAUCCUUGUUUUAAUGGAGCUACGUGUACGGAUGGGAUUGGAGGAUUCACUUGCUCGUGUGCACCAGGAUUUACAGGAAUAACAUGUGCAGUAGAUAUCAAUGAAUGCGGCAUUAACCCUUGUCAAAAUGGUGGUAUUUGCACAGAUGAAAUCAAUGGAUAUCGAUGUGACUGCCUCAGUGGCUUUACCGGAUCUAAUUGUCUAUCAAAUAUAGACGAAUGUGCUCAGAAUCCUUGUUUUAAUGGAGCUACGUGUACGGAUGGGAUUGGAGGAUUCACUUGCUCGUGUGCACCAGGAUUUACAGGAAUAACAUGUGCAGUAGACAUCAAUGAAUGCAGCAUUAACCCUUGUCAAAAUGGUGGCAUUUGCACAGAUGAAAUCAAUGGAUAUCGAUGUGACUGCCUCAGUGGCUUUACCGGAUCUAAUUGUCUAUCAAAUAUAGACGAAUGCGCUCAGAAUCCUUGUUUUAAUGGAGCUACGUGUACGGAUGGGAUUGGAGGAUUCACUUGCUCGUGCGCACCAGGAUUUACAGGAAUAACAUGUGCAGUAGAUAUCAAUGAAUGCGGCAUUAACCCUUGUCAAAAUGGUGGUAUUUGCACAGAUGAAAUCAAUGGAUAUCGAUGUGACUGCCUCAGUGGCUUUACCGGAUCUAAUUGUCUAUCAAAUAUAGACGAAUGUGCUCAGAAUCCUUGUUUUAAUGGAGCUACGUGUACGGAUGGGAUUGGAGGAUUCACUUGCUCGUGUGCACCAGGAUUUACAGGAAUAACAUGUGCAGUAGACAUCAAUGAAUGCGGCAUUAACCCUUGUCAAAAUGGUGGCAUUUGCACAGAUGAAAUCAAUGGAUAUCGAUGUGACUGCCUCAGUGGCUUUACCGGAUCUAAUUGUCUAUCAAAUAUAGACGAAUGUGCUCAGAAUCCUUGUUUUAAUGGAGCUACGUGUACGGAUGGGAUUGGAGGAUUCACUUGCUCGUGUGCACCAGGAUUUACAGGAAUAACAUGUGCAGUAGAUAUCAAUGAAUGCGGCAUUAACCCUUGUCAAAAUGGUGGUAUUUGCACAGAUGAAAUCAAUGGAUAUCGAUGUGACUGCCUCAGUGGCUUUACCGGAUCUAAUUGUCUAUCAAAUAUAGACGAAUGUGCUCAGAAUCCUUGUUUUAAUGGAGCUACGUGUACGGAUGGGAUUGGAGGAUUCACUUGCUCGUGUGCACCAGGAUUUACAGGAAUAACAUGUGCAGUAGACAUCAAUGAAUGCGGCAUUAACCCUUGUCAAAAUGGUGGCAUUUGCACAGAUGAAAUCAAUGGAUAUCGAUGUGACUGCCUCAGUGGCUUUACCGGAUCUAAUUGUCUAUCAAAUAUAGACGAAUGUGCUCAGAAUCCUUGUUUUAAUGGAGCUACGUGUACGGAUGGGAUUGGAGGAUUCACUUGCUCGUGUGCACCAGGAUUUACAGGAAUAACAUGUGCAGUAGACAUCAAUGAAUGCGGCAUUAACCCUUGUCAAAAUGGUGGCAUUUGCACAGAUGAAAUCAAUGGAUAUCGAUGUGACUGCCUCAGUGGCUUUACCGGAUCUAGUUGUCUAUCAAACAUCAAUGAAUGCGGCAUUAACCCUUGUCAAAAUGGUGGCAUUUGCACAGAUGAAAUCAAUGGAUAUCGAUGUGACUGCCUCAGUGGCUUUACCGGAUCUAGUUGUCUAUCAAACAUCAAUGAAUGCGGCAUUAACCCUUGUCAAAAUGGUGGCAUUUGCACAGAUGAAAUCAAUGGAUAUCGAUGUGACUGCCUCAGUGGCUUUACCGGAUCUAAUUGUCUAUCAAAUAUAGACGAAUGUGCUCAGAAUCCUUGUUUUAAUGGAGCUACGUGUACGGAUGGGAUUGGAGGAUUCACUUGCUCGUGCGCACCAGGAUUUACAGGAAUAACAUGUGCAGUAGAUAUCAAUGAAUGCGGCAUUAACCCUUGUCAAAAUGGUGGUAUUUGCACAGAUGAAAUCAAUGGAUAUCGAUGUGACUGCCUCAGUGGCUUUACCGGAUCUAAUUGUCUAUCAAAUAUAGACGAAUGUGCUCAGAAUCCUUGUUUUAAUGGAGCUAAGUGUACGGAUGGGAUUGGAGGAUUCACUUGCUCGUGUGCACCAGGAUUUACAGGAAUAACAUGUGCAGUAGACAUCAAUGAAUGCGGCAUUAACCCUUGUCAAAAUGGUGGCAUUUGCACAGAUGAAAUCAAUGGAUAUCGAUGUGACUGCCUCAGUGGCUUUACCGGAUCUAAUUGUCUAUCAAAUAUAGACGAAUGUGGUCAGAAUCCUUGUUUUAAUGGAGCUACGUGUACGGAUGGGAUUGGAGGAUUCACUUGCUCGUGUGCACCAGGAUUUACAGGAAUAACAUGUGCAGUAGACAUCAAUGAAUGCGGCAUUAACCCUUGUCAAAAUGGUGGCAUUUGCACAGAUGAAAUCAAUGGAUAUCGAUGUGACUGCCUCAGUGGCUUUACCGGAUCUAAUUGUCUAUCAAAUAUAGACGAAUGUGCUCAGAAUCUUUGUUUUAAUGGAGCUACGUGUACGGAUGGGAUUGGAGGAUUCACUUGCUCGUGCGCACCAGGAUUUACAGGAAUAACUUGUGCAGUAGACAUCAAUGAAUGCGGCAUUAACCCUUGUCAAAAUGGUGGCAUUUGCACAGAUGAAAUCAAUGGAUAUCGAUGUGACUGCCUCAGUGGCUUUACCGGAUCUAAUUGUCUAUCAAAUAUAGACGAAUGUGGUCAGAAUCCUUGUUUUAAUGGAGCUACGUGUACGGAUGGGAUUGGAGGAUUCACUUGCUCGUGUGCACCAGGAUUUACAGGAAUAACAUGUGCAGUAGACAUCAAUGAAUGCGGCAUUAACCCUUGUCAAAAUGGUGGCAUUUGCACAGAUGAAAUCAAUGGAUAUCGAUGUGACUGCCUCAGUGGCUUUACCGGAUCUAAUUGUCUAUCAAAUAUAGACGAAUGUGCUCAGAAUCCUUGUUUUAAUGGAGCUACGUGUACGGAUGGGAUUGGAGGAUUCACUUGCUCGUGCGCACCAGGAUUUACAGGAAUAACUUGUGCAGUAGACAUCAAUGAAUGUGGCAUUAACCCUUGUCAAAAUGGUGGCAUUUGCACAGAUGAAAUCAAUGGAUAUCGAUGUGACUGCCUCAGUGGCUUUACCGGAUAUAAUUGUCUAUCAAAUAUAGACGAAUGUGGUCAGAAUCCUUGUUUUAAUGGAGCUACGUGUACGGAUGGGAUUGGAGGAUUCACUUGCUCGUGUGCACCAGGAUUUACAGGAAUAACAUGUGCAGUAGACAUCAAUGAAUGCGGCAUUAACCCUUGUCAAAAUGGUGGCAUUUGCACAGAUGAAAUCAAUGGAUAUCGAUGUGACUGCCUCAGUGGCUUUACCGGAUCUAAUUGUCUAUCAAAUAUAGACGAAUGUGCUCAGAAUCCUUGUUUUAAUGGAGCUACGUGUACGGAUGGGAUUGGAGGAUUCACUUGCUCGUGCGCACCAGGAUUUACAGGAAUAACAUGUGCAGUAGACAUCAAUGAAUGCGGCAUUAACCCUUGUCAAAAUGGUGGCAUUUGCACAGAUGAAAUCAAUGGAUAUCGAUGUGACUGCCUCAGUGGCUUUACCGGAUCUAAUUGUCUAUCAAAUAUAGACGAAUGUGGUCAGAAUCCUUGUUUUAAUGGAGCUACGUGUACGGAUGGGAUUGGAGGAUUCACUUGCUCGUGUGCACCAGGAUUUACAGGAAUAACAUGUGCAGUAGACAUCAAUGAAUGCGGCAUUAACCCUUGUCAAAAUGGUGGCAUUUGCACAGAUGAAAUCAAUGGAUAUCGAUGUGACUGCCUCAGUGGCUUUACCGGAUCUAAUUGUCUAUCAAACAUCAAUGAAUGUGGCAUUAACCCUUGUCAAAAUGGUGGCAUUUGCACAGAUGAAAUCAAUGGAUAUCGAUGUGACUGCCUCAGUGGCUUUACCGGAUAUAAUUGUCUAUCAAAUAUAGACGAAUGUGGUCAGAAUCCUUGUUUUAAUGGAGCUACGUGUACGGAUGGGAUUGGAGGAUUCACUUGCUCGUGUGCACCAGGAUUUACAGGAAUAACAUGUGCAGUAGACAUCAAUGAAUGCGGCAUUAACCCUUGUCAAAAUGGUGGCAUUUGCACAGAUGAAAUCAAUGGAUAUCGAUGUGACUGCCUCAGUGGCUUUACCGGAUCUAAUUGUCUAUCAAAUAUAGACGAAUGUGCUCAGAAUCCUUGUUUUAAUGGAGCUACGUGUACGGAUGGGAUUGGAGGAUUCACUUGCUCGUGCGCACCAGGAUUUACAGGAAUAACUUGUGCAGUAGACAUCAAUGAAUGUGGCAUUAACCCUUGUCAAAAUGGUGGCAUUUGCACAGAUGAAAUCAAUGGAUAUCGAUGUGACUGCCUCAGUGGCUUUACCGGAUAUAAUUGUCUAUCAAAUAUAGACGAAUGUGCUCAGAAUCCUUGUUUUAAUGGAGCUACGUGUACGGAUGGGAUUGGAGGAUUCACUUGCUCGUGUGCACCAGGAUUUACAGGAAUAACAUGUGCAGUAGACAUCAAUGAAUGCGGCAUUAACCCUUGUCAAAAUGGUGGCAUUUGCACAGAUGAAAUCAAUGGAUAUCGAUGUGACUGCCUCAGUGGCUUUACCGGAUCUAAUUGUCUAUCAAAUAUAGACGAAUGUGCUCAGAAUCCUUGUUUUAAUGGAGCUACGUGUACGGAUGGGAUUGGAGGAUUCACUUGCUCGUGCGCACCAGGAUUUACAGGAAUAACAUGUGCAGUAGACAUCAAUGAAUGCGGCAUUAACCCUUGUCAAAAUGGUGGCAUUUGCACAGAUGAAAUCAAUGGAUAUCGAUGUGACUGCCUCAGUGGCUUUACCGGAUCUAAUUGUCUAUCAAAUAUAGACGAAUGUGGUCAGAAUCCUUGUUUUAAUGGAGCUACGUGUACGGAUGGGAUUGGAGGAUUCACUUGCUCGUGUGCACCAGGAUUUACAGGAAUAACAUGUGCAGUAGACAUCAAUGAAUGCGGCAUUAACCCUUGUCAAAAUGGUGGCAUUUGCACAGAUGAAAUCAAUGGAUAUCGAUGUGACUGCCUCAGUGGCUUUACCGGAUCUAAUUGUCUAUCAAACAUCAAUGAAUGUGGCAUUAACCCUUGUCAAAAUGGUGGCAUUUGCACAGAUGAAAUCAAUGGAUAUCGAUGUGACUGCCUCAGUGGCUUUACCGGAUAUAAUUGUCUAUCAAAUAUAGACGAAUGUGCUCAGAAUCCUUGUUUUAAUGGAGCUACGUGUACGGAUGGGAUUGGAGGAUUCACUUGCUCGUGUGCACCAGGAUUUACAGGAAUAACAUGUGCAGUAGACAUCAAUGAAUGCGGCAUUAACCCUUGUCAAAAUGGUGGCAUUUGCACAGAUGAAAUCAAUGGAUAUCGAUGUGACUGCCUCAGUGGCUUUACCGGAUCUAAUUGUCUAUCAAAUAUAGACGAAUGUGCUCAGAAUCCUUGUUUUAAUGGAGCUACGUGUACGGAUGGGAUUGGAGGAUUCACUUGCUCGUGCGCACCAGGAUUUACAGGAAUAACAUGUGCAGUAGACAUCAAUGAAUGCGGCAUUAACCCUUGUCAAAAUGGUGGCAUUUGCACAGAUGAAAUCAAUGGAUAUCGAUGUGACUGCCUCAGUGGCUUUACCGGAUCUAAUUGUCUAUCAAAUAUAGACGAAUGUGCUCAGAAUCCUUGUUUUAAUGGAGCUACGUGUACGGAUGGGAUUGGAGGAUUCACUUGCUCGUGUGCACCAGGAUUUACAGGAAUAACAUGUGCAGUAGACAUCAAUGAAUGCGGCAUUAACCCUUGUCAAAAUGGUGGCAUUUGCACAGAUGAAAUCAAUGGAUAUCGAUGUGACUGCCUCAGUGGCUUUACCGGAUCUAAUUGUCUAUCAAAUAUAGACGAAUGUGCUCAGAAUCCUUGUUUUAAUGGAGCUACGUGUACGGAUGGGAUUGGAGGAUUCACUUGCUCGUGCGCACCAGGAUUUACAGGAAUAACAUGUGCAGUAGACAUCAAUGAAUGCGGCAUUAACCCUUGUCAAAAUGGUGGCAUUUGCACAGAUGAAAUCAAUGGAUAUCGAUGUGACUGCCUCAGUGGCUUUACCGGAUCUAAUUGUCUAUCAAAUAUAGACGAAUGUGCUCAGAAUCCUUGUUUUAAUGGAGCUACGUGUACGGAUGGGAUUGGAGGAUUCACUUGCUCGUGUGCACCAGGAUUUACAGGAAUAACAUGUGCAGUAGACAUCAAUGAAUGCGGCAUUAACCCUUGUCAAAAUGGUGGCAUUUGCACAGAUGAAAUCAAUGGAUAUCGAUGUGACUGCCUCAGUGGCUUUACCGGAUCUAAUUGUCUAUCAAAUAUAGACGAAUGUGCUCAGAAUCCUUGUUUUAAUGGAGCUACGUGUACGGAUGGGAUUGGAGGAUUCACUUGCUCGUGCGCACCAGGAUUUACAGGAAUAACAUGUGCAGUAGACAUCAAUGAAUGCGGCAUUAACCCUUGUCAAAAUGGUGGCAUUUGCACAGAUGAAAUCAAUGGAUAUCGAUGUGACUGCCUCAGUGGCUUUACCGGAUCUAAUUGUCUAUCAAAUAUAGACGAAUGUGCUCAGAAUCCUUGUUUUAAUGGAGCUACGUGUACGGAUGGGAUUGGAGGAUUCACUUGCUCGUGCGCACCAGGAUUUACAGGAAUAACAUGUGCAGUAGACAUCAAUGAAUGCGGCAUUAACCCUUGUCAAAAUGGUGGCAUUUGCACAGAUGAAAUCAAUGGAUAUCGAUGUGACUGCCUCAGUGGCUUUACCGGAUCUAAUUGUCUAUCAAAUAUAGACGAAUGUGCUCAGAAUCCUUGUUUUAAUGGAGCUACGUGUACGGAUGGGAUUGGAGGAUUCACUUGCUCGUGCGCACCAGGAUUUACAGGAAUAACAUGUGCAGUAGACAUCAAUGAAUGCGGCAUUAACCCUUGUCAAAAUGGUGGCAUUUGCACAGAUGAAAUCAAUGGAUAUCGAUGUGACUGCCUCAGUGGCUUUACCGGAUCUAAUUGUCUAUCAAACAUCAAUGAAUGCGGCAUUAACCCUUGUCAAAAUGGUGGCAUUUGCACAGAUGAAAUCAAUGGAUAUCGAUGUGACUGCCUCAGUGGCUUUACCGGAUCUAAUUGUCUAUCAAAUAUAGACGAAUGUGCUCAGAAUCCUUGUUUUAAUGGAGCUACGUGUACGGAUGGGAUUGGAGGAUUCACUUGCUCGUGCGCACCAGGAUUUACAGGAAUAACAUGUGCAGUAGACAUCAAUGAAUGCGGCAUUAACCCUUGUCAAAAUGGUGGCAUUUGCACAGAUGAAAUCAAUGGAUAUCGAUGUGACUGCCUCAGUGGCUUUACCGGAUCUAAUUGUCUAUCAAAUAUAGACGAAUGUGCUCAGAAUCCUUGUUUUAAUGGAGCUACGUGUACGGAUGGGAUUGGAGGAUUCACUUGCUCGUGCGCACCAGGAUUUACAGGAAUAACAUGUGCAGUAGACAUCAAUGAAUGCGGCAUUAACCCUUGUCAAAAUGGUGGCAUUUGCACAGAUGAAAUCAAUGGAUAUCGAUGUGACUGCCUCAGUGGCUUUACCGGAUCUAAUUGUCUAUCAAAUAUAGACGAAUGUGCUCAGAAUCCUUGUUUUAAUGGAGCUACGUGUACGGAUGGGAUUGGAGGAUUCACUUGCUCGUGCGCACCAGGAUUUACAGGAAUAACAUGUGCAGUAGAUAUUAAUGAGUGUGAAAGUACCCCCUGUCAAAACGGAGCUACCUGUCAGGAUGAAAUCAAUGGAUACACAUGUGAUUGCUUACCAGGAUAUACAGGAUCACAAUGCGUAAUAAACAUCAAUGAAUGCGGCAGUAACCCUUGUCAAAAUGGUGGCAUUUGCACAGAUAAAAUAAAUGGAUAUCGAUGUGACUGCCUCAGUGGCUUUACCGGAUCUAAUUGUCUAUCAAACAUCAAUGAAUGCGGCAGUAACCCUUGUCAAAAUGGUGGCAUUUGCACAGAUGAAAUCAAUGGAUAUCGAUGUGACUGCCUCAAAGGCUUCAACGGAUCUAAUUGUCAAUCAGAUAUAGACGAAUGUGCUCAGGACCCUUGUUUUAAUGGAGCUACGUGUACGGAUGGGGUUGGAGGAUUCACUUGCUCGUGCGCACCAGGAUUUACAGGAAUAACUUGUGAAGUAGAUAUAAACGAGUGUGCAAGUACCCCCUGUCAAAACGGAGCUACCUGCAUGGAUGUAAUCAGCGGAUACACCUGUGAUUGCUUAGCAGGAUAUACCGGAUCACAAUGCGUAAUAAACAUCAAUGAAUGCGGCAUUAACCCUUGUCAAAAUGGUGGCAUUUGCACAGAUAAAAUAAAUGGAUAUCGAUGUGACUGCCUCAGUGGCUUUACUGGAUCUAAUUGUCUAUCAAACAUCAAUGAAUGCGGCAGUAACCCUUGUCAAAAUGGUGGCAUUUGCACAGAUGAAAUUAAUGGAUAUCGAUGUGACUGCCUCAAUGGCUUCAACGGAUCUAAUUGUCAAUCAGAUAUAGACGAAUGUGCUCAGGACCCUUGUUUUAAUGGAGCUACGUGUACGGAUGGGAUUGGAGGAUUCACUUGCUCGUGCGCACCAGGAUUUACAGGAAUAACUUGUGAAGUAGAUAUGAAUGAGUGUGCAAGUACCCCCUGUCAAAACGGAGCUACCUGUCAGGAUUUAAUCAAUGGAUACACAUGUGAUUGCUUACCAGGAUAUACCGGAUCACAAUGCGUAAUAAACAUCAAUGAAUGCGGCAGUAGCCCUUGUCAAAAUGGCAGCAUUUGCGCAGAUGAAAUCAAUGGAUAUCGAUGUGACUGCCCCCUAGGCUUCAAUGGAUCUAAUUGUCAAUCAAUAAAAACAAAGUCGUUCCCAGGGCCCUGACACAGUGUGACACUCAACGAGCUACUCAGUAGACUACGAGCUGCAAAGCUAACCGCCAGGCCCAACAAGUGCUUCGUAGGAUAUCUGUGGUAGCGAUAAUGUAGGAGCAGAUAUUUUAAGUAAAUUUUAGGUAGAUUGUAAGUUAAUCGUAAAUGAAUAAAUGAAAAGUGUAAUAUGCAUUUCCUCAAAAGAAGGAGUAAAAUGUCACAUCGAAAAUACAUUUUAUCCCAGUUUAUUAUCCUUUAUUAGCCAAAUAAUUUAACCCUGUACUCGAGCCAAGGUAGCAAAGAGACGGGAAUUGUAUUUCAUUCUCUAAUGAGCAGUACUUUAAUUUAGGUUACAAUCGAUGACUUUAGGUAAUUGAAAUAGUUUAACCAAGGCAGUGAUCUUGCGUUUCCUUGCUUGAAUGUGUCUCUUUCAUUCCCCUUUUGUCCUAUACGGGGAUCCAAUAAUUUUAACCAGAUACCUGGGAUUUUUCUGGCAAGGGUAUAAGUGUUCAGAAGCGUUCCAAUUGCUUUUUGUCCCACCAUUUCCAGACUUUGGUGAGCACAUCACUUUUUGGAGCCAGAAGAGAAUUUGCUACAUUUUACUUACUGUUUUAAGCAUUUAUCGAGAUUUUUUUCUCCAGAGCUGCUACAUUUUCCUGAUUGAGUUGCUAAAGAUUACUACCUCCCUGCAUGAAGUCAGAAAACAGUUUUUAUACUAUAUUAGAGCCUGUUUGCUGACGUUACCGAUGGUACCGAGGUGGGACGUGAUUCCCCUAUUUGUGUCCAUGUAGCCAAAAGUUACCGACAUGACCGAAGGACCCCAAGAUUGACCAAUUGUCGCCAAGAGUAACCGAAUUCAAGUCGACAAUGGAUACGGUCGACUCUGGUGACGUAUACGCAUAAUAACAGCUUUAGUUUGAUGUUGAGGUCAAGCAGAAAUAUCUGAUAAAACAAUGAACGCUCAAUGUUAUAUAUUUAUGAUGGACAAAAAUAGUUCAGCGAUUUGAAUGCUGAUUUGCUUGUAAAUAGGGAGAACUUCCGAUUGAUAUUGUGUGUUUUUUUAGUCCUUGGCUGAUGUUGGAUAUUGACAGUUGAUUUUCUGUGUGUGCUUGGGUGUGUAUGUGUGUGUAUGGAUGAUGGAUCAGUACAGGAUCCUUACUUGAUGCUAGAUUUUGAUAUGACGUAAAUGAUGGUAAAAGUACACGUAAAUGAUAGGGAAGAAGAGGGUAUAGAUGAUAGGAGUGAAGUUGAGCUUAUGUAUUAAUUUAGGAUGUUCUUUGUAAAAUGGCAAACUGGAGUUUGCAGAGGUGUUUGGAAUUAAAUUUUGAAAUGGUGAAAACAAAGCAUCGAAGAACAUCAGCAGUAAUUUUGGAUGAUUUGGGUGAAAAUACCUGCGCCCUAAAAAUAAAAUAUAAAAAGUUAAUUAUGCCAUCCAGUGGAAUCUUUCAUGGAAUCUUUGAUUUUGAUUGGUUGUUGCCAAGGUAUUUAUGGUUACCAUCGAAUUUCAAAGUUGGAUUAGUAACCGUUAUGCGUCAGGAUCCAGGUACAUGUAUCUCUUGGUGUUUUAACAAACCAGUUACUUUGGGGAAUAAAACUCGACUUUUAACCAUUAGUAGUUUAUUAGUUAUUAGAAGUUUAUCACAACACUCCCUUAUUCUCUCUGAUAGGAAGCAAUGGUUCGAUGGUUUGACUUUUUUAUUUAAAGUACUGUAAUGAUUUAAGCAAGUGACUAUAAACCAAAUGUCGAGCAGACCAUAUGGAUAGCCGACCUAAAGGUGUAACCAUUUGAGAGUAAGUUGCAUUCAUGUAGUGUUAGAAAUAAACAACCUGUUUAUUAGAUCAAUGUUAUACAUAAACCCUUUUUGAGAGACUAUAAUUAUUUCUUAAAUCGUGUAGCAUAACCUUCUUGCGAGAAUAAAAUUAUUUCUUAAAUGGUGUAGCAUAUUGUUUGUAAAUAGGGAGAACUUCCGAUUGAUAAUGUUUUUUUAGUGGAGCGUUUUGGCCCAGUGGAUAAGUCUUCUGACUUAAAAAAGGGUCAUGGGUUCGAAUCCCAGCCAUGGCGUAAUUUCCUUCAGCAAGAAAUUUAUUCACAUUGUGCUGCACUCGACCAAGGUGAGGUGAAUGGGUACCCGGCAGGAUUAAUUCCUUGAAUGCAUGAGCGCUGAAAGGCAGCUCGAGCUAAAGCCGGGGUAAUGAUAAUAAUAACAACGCGCCUCGGAAUAGAAUAUUUCUAGAUAGAUGGCGCUAUAUAAAUGCCUAUUAUUAUUAUUAUUAUAAUUGUUGUUUUUAACAAUUUGUUUUUCUUUUUGCUAGGUGGCUCUUUGUGAUCAGUACAAACAGUUAUUGCUGCAGACAUGGGUAUUUCAAUAAUACCUUAGUAACCCAUUCACAAGUACCAUGAUGGCAGUAAGGUCAUUUUAAUAAGUGGGGUUGAGUUCAGAACGUUUAGUGAAGAAAAUAUGUGGAAAUAAUAACUGAGAAAUGGGAAAUACUAAAAAUGGACCAAUAGUUAAGAAAAUCUUGUUCUUUCUGAGUAUAUUGUAAAUGUACAGUAAUGCUGAUUUUGUAAAUAGUAUUAACCUGUUGUUAGCAUUUGCUUGCUUUUUUUUUGGAGUUGUGGAACAUACAGCGGGCUGCUAACUUCAGGUCACAUUUCUUCCACAAUGCUCAAGCAACGCAUUUAAUUAUAUCGUAUGCAUAUAGUGGCUCGUGCAUUGUGUUUCAUACACAUUCUCUGUCCAAUACACAUCUUUCUCUGAAUCUGUUUACAAUGUACUCUUAUCCAGGUUUCUUAAAAGAAAACACGCAAUUCUCUGUACUUGAUAGACAAGUGCACUCAAUGUAACUGAGAUGUUCCCAUUGGUAUGUUACAGGUCACCUGACAAGGCCUGUGCAGAUCACCUGAUUUCAUGAGCAUGUGAUUCUGGCAAUUUCAUUGAGGCUUAGAGAAGUUCACAUAUAUUUUCUAUUGAAAAAAAAUAUGCAAUUUUAGAAAUAUUGACAUUUUUUUAAAUAGAUAUUUUCAUGAAAUGUAAUUCAUUUUCAACUGACCCAUCCUUUGGUAUUACCUAAUUUUUUUUUCCACCAGGGUACCUGUGUCACAGUAUUAACACAGCCAGCUGAUGUCUUGAAGACGAGGUUAAUGAAUGACAAACCAGGCUAGUACAAGGCAUGCUCUUCUACUCUUAAGGAAAAUGGAGGAACGAAUUAAUGCGGCAACUGGUUCUUGCUUUCACAGAUUUCAGUCUUCGUCCGCUUCUCUGUUGAAUUUUCCGACUAUUCAGGGAAUGUGUUUGAUCAGAGCCUUCGAAAGUCCCUUUCUUUACAGAUUCCAUCUAGGUUAACAGUGUUAUUUAUUAUUUUGCUGGCUUGUUUUAUUAAGCAAGUCUUCUGAGCUUCUGUUUAUCUCUCUGUUUUGCAUUAUUAAACCAGAUUAUUUAGUCAAAAGUGAUAAACUCUAGAAGAUCGACUGUAAAAAUAGAAGAAACAUUAUUAGAUCUUAGAAGUACUUUAACUUUCGGACGAAAUGUAACCGUUGAUUGCAUUUGGUCAAAGUGCAUUUUGACUUCGCGUCCCAGGACAGUUUCCUGUCAGUUUCACGUUGCUAGGUAUAUAUGACAUUCAACAUUAUAAACAACAUCAUCAUUGAUAAUUCAUGUAAUUACAGGUCUAUCAGUAGGUUCAAAUUGUUCUUUAGUCUGAAGUCGAAGGCAAUUCCUUUGUCUUCUUGGAGUUGACAAAUAAACGGUUUCCUUUACACCAAUUUUCGAACAAAGCCAUAGUUUCCCUGUAAUCCAAUUCAUUUUUAUUUUCAAUUAAUCCAAUUAUUACCGUGUCAUCUUCAUAUUUAGUAUGUGAGUAGUUGUAAAACAUAGAUUUCAUAUAUCUUUUGAUCAUAUGAUAUUUGCUGUUGUUCAAUAGUUAGAGAAAAUUUGUGUUUGUAACUGUUAUUUGUAUUGUAAUCAGAGUGGUUGCAAUCAAGUAGCAAUAUUUUGUGAUCAUUCUUUCAUGUAAAAUAUUAAAUAGAAUAUUGUCAGUUUAGCUCAUUUCAAAGGGAUCAAAUAGCUAUGUGGAUCUCGGCAAUGCAGGCCAUGUACAGAGAGAAAAUGAGUUGGAGCUAUUCCUGUUGAAUGCAUGCAGUCAUGCAGACAGGCUGAUCAAACAAGUGUUCACUGUUGUGUGAGUAGCUGCAAACAACUGAUUGUAAUGAUCACAUAUCAAUACACCAAAUUCCUUAUUCUCUUCUGGCAACAGUUCUGUUGCUUGUUUUAAAAGGUUUAAAUAUAUAUAAAUACUCGGUAGGUUCAAUGUUCCAAAAAUUGGUCUAUCCAAAAACAAAAUGAGGUUUGUUAUUCCAAAGGCUCACUAUGAAAUAAAAAUAAGGUUUGAUAUUAUUCAGUUAAAUACAGUUAAAUACCUUUUAUAUAAAUACCUUCGUCCGUCUACAUUCGGUCAGGUGUGAGGGGGCUUUAAAGGAAGCAAACACCAAAUUUGAAUUGACGCGGGGGAGAGAGAAGAAGCCUAACACUAACCUAAGGAAGAGUGGGCUCUGCAAUCUCUGUCAAGAGGAGAAGUAUAUAUUUAUCACCAAUAGCGAAAGUGUCUCAACAAAAGGUCAGAAAUAAUAUCAAAGUGCCGCCACAGACACCGACCUAGAACCCCCAGAAAACCAAUAAGGUGUGACGACCCAUCACAGCACGCAGACACAACCAAGUCGUCAAGUCAUCAGUCUGCCUGAAGAUCACCGAAAGCGUGAAACCGACGGUAGUAGACCGAGCUGACCAAGGUAUGAAUAUAAACUCCUAAAAAAAAGUUUGGAAAUCUGAAUUUGAUCGAUAAUCCCUCCUCGGUUUUAGUAAAUAUUAUUAAUAUCAAUGAAUAGAUCAUUUAAUUCUCUUUAAAAUGAUACCCUGCGUGAUAUGAUUAUGGUUCACAUGGAGGUGCAGUGCCUUGAAAUGUGGGGGAAUGUCAAAAUUCAAAAGUUGCAACAUGACACAAUAUUAAAAUUCACUGUUCUUUUUCCGUGGUGAUGAGUGAGUUUCUCAGCGGUUUCUCUAGACGAUGAUGGUGAUCCACAGCAUUUAUAUUGCGCCAUACAUCUGUUAAAAAUAUUCAUAGGCGCAGGCUCAUGCAAUAAGUUAAUCACUACACAUCUGCCGAAAUAAGUGAAUUUUGAGAGACAGUUUAAAGAGUUCUAUGCUGUCAAUUUCACGAAGUGAAGAAGGGAGUUCCAAAGGCGUGGAGGAAUAAAAGAAAAGGCACGGUAUCCAAAUCCCCUUAGGCGUCAAUGGGUACAUGAAGAGUGACACCAGUUCCAGACUUCAAGACGAGCGCAAGCCAGGACGUACACAGCGUUGUUCUAUAGUACACGGCGUUGUUCUAUUAUUGUUUUGUUUUCAUGCACCUUAACAUCAACAUUAACAUGGAAUCAAACCCACCUCUGCACAAGCAAACACAUAACAAACAAACAAACAUGCAUGGGUAUUUAAAACCACGACUCAAACCCUAAUAUCUCACAGAACCAUCACUACAUAAACCAAAACAAAACAUAAUAAAAUGAAGAAGCAGGGGCUUGAUUUGAAUGGAUUUUCAUCUCUAUUGACACAGACAAAAUAAUCAUGUUCUCUAUUGACCCUUCAUGAUUAUUUCUGCUCGUUUUGCAGCUUUUCAACUCAGACCUCAUCCAACACUUUUGAAUCCUGCUCUUUUUGUAAUGGCCUAAUCAUAACAAGCAUGGUAUCAUUUUAAAGAAAAUUAAAUAAUCUGUGGAAUGAUAUAAGAAAUGCAUUGUGUAAAAUUGGGGGUUGGGAGAAAUAUUGAGCACUUUUGAAAACCUCAACUUAUCCCGUACCAAGUGGAUAUAUAUAUAUAUAUAUAUAUAUAUAUGAAAUUCAGUUCAUUGGGGUAUUGGAAAGUGUUCAAUACCGUGGGGUAGUAUAAUGUUGAACGUACCUUGGAUCCGCUACCCCGGGUUUCACGCGUAAAGCGGUCUUCAGGGGGUCUGUAACUUUGUCCAAGUGAUGACUUUCUUCCAAUGUGGCGUGCUGCGGUUCGUUUUCCAGAGUCAAAUGGAAAUGGUCCUGAGUGCCUGCAUUUAGUAAUGAGCUCCGGUCUUCUGUUGACUGUGUGUUCGUAAAAAUUAAGUAUUUUUCCUCAAGGCAAAGGUUACAGAUGUUACUCUUCCUUUAAACUACGUUUGAUUUUUAUUUUAUUACCUCCCAUUUGAGUUCGUAGUACGUUUUUCUCACUUUUUAAUUUCCAAAUGUACUUAGAGUGUUCCGUUUAAUUUUUUUUCAUGUUUUUUUCUAAGUACAUUUAGAAAUUAAAAAGUUAGAAAACGCUCACAAUGGCCCGUAUUCUGAACUCGGGUUUGAAUUAAACCCUGGUAUAAGUUGUAGUUUAACUAUUGAGAGGCAAUUGGGGCACAACUCUGUAUUAGAACAUGUUCAAUUUUUUAUUCUCGUAUUAGAUGGGUCAAAAUACGACCAAAGGUACCCUUACGCGGAACAAAUUGCAACUGAAAAACUAUGUUGGUUUUUUUUAAAGUAGCAACAGCAUUUUCUUACUACAUUUUGGAAGCCAUCCUGGAUUUUUUUAACAUACUGGACCACUAACUUUCCUUGUAACUUGUCCCAAUGUAUUAUUUGACCAUUGAAACCAUGGUAUAGACAUAAAAAUCAUAUCUCACAGGUGGAUAUGAUAUGAGCUAUGUCCAUUAAAAAGUAUCAACAGUCAUUUUAAACUCAAUUUUUGGAAGUCAUCUUGGAUUUUUGGACACAUCAGACCACUGGCUGUCCUUGUAACUUCUCCCGAAGUACUACUUUACCCUAAAACCGCUGAAUAGAAACCAAAUUAAUUCACCACUUAGUAAGUAAUAGAUGAAUUGUAGAUUUUUAGCCUACGGCAGCCAUUUUGGGCGCCAUCUUGGAUUUUCCUGGUCCCCAUAAUUUUAGCACCGAGUUAGACCAUUGCGUGAGUUUAACCUGACUUCAAAAUACGGGCCAAUGCGUUUACUUUUAAAACACUGCCAUUGUUAGCUCCAAAAUCAGUGGUACUGGGGAUUUAGGUUUGGUUUUCUUUUAAAUUUAGCAUGUUUCUCAGCAGGACUCAAUAAAUUUCCAGUAUAAUGUUUGGUUGGUCAUGCCUAUUGUUAGGCGAAAUACAAUUUUAUUUAUAUAUUUCUAAAAAUCAAGUGGUCAUAUCAUUAAUUUUGUGCCAAGGACUAAGUUCAUUGUGAUUUUUAAAAUCUUUUUUCUUUUUUAAUUCCAAAUAUCAUGGAAACUAUUUGAUUGUACCUUGAAAUGGAUGACUUACCAUCUCAACAAUUUGUUAUCUUUUAAAAUCAUUGUUAAUUAGUCAUUAAUUUAAUUAAGAAAUAAUUUAAUUUUGGUGCUGUU
Lytechinus pictus (painted urchin) is the source of this 17733-nucleotide messenger RNA. Its product is annotated as fibrillin-2-like. Gene Ontology annotation, biological process: Notch signaling pathway. The transcript has 92 exons. Gene Ontology annotation, molecular function: calcium ion binding; Notch binding. The record is from RefSeq and is a predicted model, not a curated record. NCBI's taxonomy places the organism in Eukaryota, Metazoa, Echinodermata, Echinoidea, Temnopleuroida, Toxopneustidae. The coding region runs from base 210 to 10349 and encodes 3379 amino acids.